CGCACCUCGACGAGACAAAUCGCUUAAAGGUCGAGGGACUCAACAGAAAUGGAAACUAUCAUUUCUGGUCUGCACAGAAAAUUUUCAGAGAAGUCAUGGAACGAGACGUUUCAACUUGUGAGAAGAUGUAUGGAUAAAUCCAGAGAUGAAUCCAAACCGUGUGAACCCUUGAUGAGAUCCAUGCAACGGCUCCAGGAGGUUUUUAAUGUGUCCUCCAUCAAUGGCAUGAAAACUCGACUGGAAACUAUUGCUAAACAACAAGGGCUGGGCUUCCAUGUCAGAGAUGGCACAUGUUAUCUGACUGCAGACCUCUUCUACCUGGAGGUGGUGCUGUUGCCCUGUGGGGAAGUGGAGGUGGUCAAAGUGGCCCCACUCGGAGGGGCCCCUGUGCCCAGUGAGUCAUUUCUGGAGGUGCUGAGAUCUAAAGAUUUUGCUAAGUUUUCAAAGAGGCUUGGAGAUCUUUUCAGCCAGUACAACAUCCCUGGAGACAAUGAAUUAAAACUGAAACUGUUUGAGUCCCUGCAAGCCUUGGGAAAAGAUUUAGAGCAAAUAUCACAUUUACCAAGGACCUCAGUUGACCCUAGUUCUCAAACUGACCACAUAAACAAUGGCAUUGUUGGCACGGUUACAUUUGGAAAAGAAGAUUGUCCAUUGACUGUUCAGUUCUUUGUGUCUCCUGACAUUGGAUUGACUCCUGUUUCUGAGGCACAGGUCCACACAGCCCAGCUGACCAUCGGGCUCAGCGAUGUUCCCCAUCGCCUCCAGGUGGCAUCCUCCAUCUCCCAGCCUCCACAGCUUGAUGCACACGGAUACCCCAUGUUUAAAUCUCCAAAUGAAGUGCCAUGUGAUCAGGUGCCAGCCUGUUUCCUGCUUAAGCUGGAGCCGGCAGUUGCAAUGGUGCCAUCUUUGUGGAACAGGCUCAGUCAGAUCACUGAUUUGCCAGUACCAGAUGUUGACCUGCAGUGGGCACCAUUGCCCAAUCGUCUGAGUACAGACAGCCAUAAGGAGACUUCAGAUGGCCAGGAUGUGAUUUCUGCUGUGACUGUAGAAGGCAGGAUGCACACAUAUGUUUUCCCAGCAGAAGCGUGGGAGGGGCAUAGAGGCACUUUGGUGGAUACUGUUUCCUUCACCCAUCUGUCCCAUGUGCCGGCCUUACUCAAGGUGCUGCGUCACCAGUGUGCCAUUAACUCUGCGCUGAUGAGUGCAAUAACACCCAAAUGUCCAAGUCUCUUCUCUGAGCUGCAUUUUGAAGUCCUCCCAGAGACCAACACAAGCUUCACUGUCACCUUCCACAGACCUGACACAGACUCUCUUGCUGUCUUGGUGGUGGACGUCCCUGGCUCUCAUCAGGUGACCUGCAGACUGUUUGGGGCAGGACUGGACGAUCCAUCAUUGGAAGAAUGCAUCUCUGCUGUUAUGAGGAGGUGCCAUUCCCUCCCUAUGACACUGCAGACCUUAUACAGUAAACUGAGUGAGAGAACCUCCUGCCCAGCUCUCCUCAGCAGUCCAACCAGCACAGAGCAGGCAGACAAUGACCACGUGUCUCCCUCCGACGUCUCCUGCGCCAUGGACACAGACGACACCUCCAACACAUUCUCCCAUGAUCCCACUGUGCCAGAGGACCACGCCACGGCUCUGUCCAGUUACGCCGCUGUGUCUGUAUCCCAGUCUGAGCUAGUGCCUGAAAUAAACCCGAGUCCGCCUGUCGACCCCUAUCCCAUUGCUCCCGUGGGUGUGUUUUCACCUUGGAUGACCAAUAAUGACCAACUAGCAGAGCUCAUUUAGUUGUUUUAAAGGGCAUAUGAUUUUCAUGUUUUUCUAAUUGU
This is a messenger RNA of Periophthalmus magnuspinnatus, 1826 nucleotides long. RefSeq lists its product as uncharacterized. Gene Ontology annotation, biological process: cellular response to thyroid hormone stimulus; regulation of transcription by RNA polymerase II. Gene Ontology annotation, molecular function: transcription coregulator activity; nuclear thyroid hormone receptor binding; nuclear retinoic acid receptor binding. The record is from RefSeq and is a predicted model, not a curated record. NCBI's taxonomy places the organism in Eukaryota, Metazoa, Chordata, Actinopteri, Gobiiformes, Gobiidae. The coding region runs from base 49 to 1785 and encodes 578 amino acids. Gene Ontology annotation, cellular component: mediator complex. The transcript is spliced from 18 exons.